AUGAUACUGCAGUUCGCUUCCUUCUCGUUCGACGCUAGCAUAUGUGAGCUAUUCGCACCGUUGGUUGCCGGUGGUACUGUGUGCAUCCCCUCCGAAGAGGAGCGCAUUGAGGACCUUGAGGGGGUCAUGCAGAGACUCAGCGUGACCGAUGCAUCUCUCACACCAGCCAUUGCGGCGUCUUUAAGACCGGAAGCCCUACCCACCUUGAAACAUUUGUAUAUUGGGGGUGAAGCUCCCACAGCAGCGAUCGUGAGCACCUGGGCUGAUAAGGUUAGACUGAGCAAUAUCUGCGGACUCACCGAAGGUGGAGUCUGGGAUACAGUCGAUUUGAAUCUGCAGCCUACUGACAAUCCUAAGACUAUUGGGCGUGGGAUCGGUUCAAUCUGCUGGAUUGUCGAUCCAGAUAAUAUUCACAGAUUGCAACCGAUUGGAGUGGAAGGUGAGGUGUUGCUUCAGAGCCCCUACCUCGCGCAUAAAUUCCUGGACGAUACUGCGCAGAACAACAAAGCUUUUCUUUCUCUACCGGAAUCAUUUUCGACCCUCACUGGGCCUUUCCCAGCGCGUUGCUACCGAACGGGAGAUCUAGCUCGGUGGCAACCUGACGGGAAAAUGAUCUUCACAGGUCGUCGGGCCGGGUUUGUCAAGAUUCGAGGGCUCCGUGUCGAGCUUGGCGAGAUUGAAAAUGCUAUUCGUGACUGCCUUCCCAGUGGUAGACAGGCUGCAGUAACUCUGGCCAGGGACGAAACAGGCCUUAAUAGCCCGGAGCUGGUGGUUUUGUGGAACAACAUGAUGGGCGAUCUUCAUUGUUAG
Messenger RNA from Penicillium maclennaniae, 810 nucleotides. RefSeq names its product acetyl-CoA synthetase-like protein. Gene Ontology annotation, molecular function: phosphopantetheine binding. The transcript has a single exon. Gene Ontology annotation, cellular component: cytoplasm. The record is from RefSeq and is a predicted model, not a curated record. The coding region runs from base 1 to 810 and encodes 269 amino acids. Gene Ontology annotation, biological process: secondary metabolite biosynthetic process; amino acid activation for nonribosomal peptide biosynthetic process. Lineage: Eukaryota; Fungi; Ascomycota; Eurotiomycetes; Eurotiales; Aspergillaceae.